AUAUUUGAACUGGAAUAGACUUUGAUAAAAAUAAAAUCUUGUUCAUCUGUGUAUUUAUUUGACUGCUAUAUAAAGUUAAUUAUAGAAUUAAGAAUAUGUCAAAUUGAGUGUUUAAUGCAAAACUGACUUAUAUUUGAAUAAUGUCCGGAACAGUUUUGGUCGGUGGUGGAACCGGGUUUGUCGGCAAACAUCUCACAAACAGUCUGAAAAACAAAAAAUAUGGGGUUAAGAUUGUGUCAAGAAUGCCUGGGCCUCACAACAUGUCUUGGAACGAACUUAAUGCCAAAGGACUACCUAAAGACACUACUGCUGUUGUCAAUUUAGCUGGACAAAACGUUAUGGAUUUCAAACAAAGAUGGACAGCAGGCUUCAAACAAAACGUUUUUAACUCGAGAAUAAAUACCACAGCAGCAUUAGCAAAGGCCAUUAACAAUUCCCUAGUUAAACCUAAAGCGUAUGUCACUAUGUCAGGUGUAGGUGCUUAUAAACCAGACCCAAAAAAGGAAUACACCGAAUGCAACAACUUGGAGCCAUUUGAUUUUUUUUCAAAAUUAGUAUUAGAGUGGGAAAAAGCGGCAAAAUUAGACCCACCAGCAAAAAAUGAAUGCAGGUUGGUUACUAUUAGAAGUGGUGUUGUUUUGGGUAGAGAUGGUGGAAUGAUAAAAAACCUAUAUCUGCCAUUUUUCUUUGGACUGGGAGGCCCAGUUGGCGACGGAUCCCAAUACUUACCAUGGAUCCACAUUCAAGACUUGGUGGAUCUCAUCAUUUACGCCAUUGAAAACGAUAGAGUAGAAGGAGUAUUAAACGGAGUAGCACCAACCCCUUGUACCAAUAAACAGUUCUCAGAUGCUUUUGCUAAGGCAAUGAACAGACCUGCCCUGAUCCCAGUACCAACUUUCGUGUUUAACUUGAUGUUGGGUUCGGAAAGGGCAAAAAUGAUAACAGAAGGGCAAAUUGUUAUUCCGCGGAGGACCCAAGAUGCCGGUUUUAAGUUUAAUUAUCCUACUGUACAGGCGGCGUGUGAAAAUAUAGUGAAGCAGAAGUAAAAAUGGGAUUUCUGAAUAUUCUAUUGAUUGAAAGUAUUGGCGAUAUCGUUUGUGAUACUAUGAUAUUAUAUGAUUGUUGUAUUUUAAAUUAUUGUAUAAUAAAUGGGUUUUAUUGAU
Messenger RNA from Anthonomus grandis grandis, 1163 nucleotides. Its product is annotated as epimerase family protein SDR39U1. Bases 141 to 1046 code for a protein of 301 amino acids. The record is from RefSeq and is a predicted model, not a curated record. NCBI's taxonomy places the organism in Eukaryota, Metazoa, Arthropoda, Insecta, Coleoptera, Curculionidae. The transcript has 6 exons.